ACCACGGGCUCUGAUCCGGUUCUGCGGCCGUGACAAAAGUUUGACUGUGAGAAGAUGCUGCUCCGCUUCCUCACGCGCUGCUCCGGAUCCAUCUCCUGAGAAUUAGCUGCGAUCCUGCGCGUGUCUGGUCGUCGGAGCCAGUUUGGACCAACUGAGGGAUUUUUUUUUUAUUCUCGCACAUCGUCACCAUCAUCAUCAUCAUCUUCAUCAUCAUCACCAUCUCUCGCCCAGGAUUGAAUCAUGUCUCGCUCCGUAAUGGACUUCCUCGGACUGUACUUCUUGCAGCUGGCUCUCAUCGGAGUCCCCCGGGUGGUUCUGUCUCUGGGCGGCCGGGACUGUCUUCGUGCUGGAGACACCUGCUCCAGUGACGACACCUGCAGCCCGCGGCUCCGCACCCUGCGGCAGUGUGUGGCCGGGGACGGCAGCGUGAAGCUGGGCCCCGGGGCCCGGAGCCAGUGUGAGAACGCCAUGACUGCUCUGCUGUCCACGCCGCUGCACGGCUGCCAGUGUAAACGAGGCAUGAAGAAGGAGAAGAACUGCCUGAGCAUCUACUGGAGCCUGCACCAGUCGGUGCUGCACGGUCUCAGCCUGGUGGAGAGUUUCCCGUACGAACCGGAGGAGAGAGGCUCCGACUACGUCCGCCUGGCCUCCAUCGCUGCAGAAUCCGAGGUGACGACGGUGAACCGCUGCCUGGACGCGGCCAAGGCGUGUAACAUCGACGAGACGUGUCAGAAGCUGAGGACGGAGUACGUGUCCUCCUGCAUCCAGCCCUCCGCCCGCUCGGGGCCGUGCAACCGACCCAAGUGCAACAAGGCCCUGAGGAAGUUCUUCGACCGCGUCCCCCCCGACUACACCCACGAGCUGCUGUUCUGUCCCUGCACCGACACGGCCUGCUCCGAGCGCCGGAGGCAAACCAUCGUGCCCUCCUGCUCCUACGAGGACAAGGAGAAGCCCAACUGCCUUGCUCAGCUGCGCAUCUGCAAGGCGGACUACGUGUGCAGGUCUCGCUGGGCACAGUUCCAGUAUGACUGCCAGCCCUCGGAGCCGAGCGGCAGCGGCUGCAAGCAGGAGAACUACGGAGCGUGUCUGCUGGCGUACACCGGCCUGAUAGGAAGCACGAUAACACCCAACUACCUUGACAACUCCACCUCCAACGUGGGGCCCUGGUGCUCCUGUGCAGCGAGCGGGAACCACAGGGAGCAGUGCAACGACUUCCUGACGUUCUACCACGACAACGUCUGCCUGAAAAAUUCCAUCCUGUCCUUCGGAAAUGGAUCGGAUGUGAAGACGGGGGCCGGUCAGCCCGGGAUGCCGAGUCCGGCGACAGACGUCCAGAGCCCGAUCUCCUCAACCAGCGCCCCGGGUGUCUCCAUGGAACCAGAGCAGAACAUCCUGCGAGCACAGAUUCCCACUCAGGUCAACGAGAACGGCAGAUUGUGGGACGACGAGGGCGACUCCACUCCUCCGUCCCCGGGCCUGUCGGACGGCGGCUCCGAGCCGGUCCACCCGACCCGGCUGCUCGGCCUCGGCUGGCUGCUGCUGCUCGCCGCGCUGCUGAUCUCCGACUAG
Pleuronectes platessa (European plaice) is the source of this 1569-nucleotide messenger RNA. It is a transcript of the gene gfra4a, whose product is annotated as GDNF family receptor alpha 4a. The transcript is spliced from 8 exons. Gene Ontology annotation, biological process: nervous system development. Gene Ontology annotation, cellular component: external side of plasma membrane; signaling receptor complex. The coding region runs from base 241 to 1569 and encodes 442 amino acids. Lineage: Eukaryota; Metazoa; Chordata; Actinopteri; Pleuronectiformes; Pleuronectidae. Gene Ontology annotation, molecular function: signaling receptor activity. The record is from RefSeq and is a predicted model, not a curated record.